This is a messenger RNA of Guillardia theta CCMP2712, 1812 nucleotides long. RefSeq lists its product as hypothetical. The transcript has 2 exons. The record is from RefSeq and is a predicted model, not a curated record. Gene Ontology annotation, molecular function: ATP binding; ATP hydrolysis activity; ABC-type transporter activity. Bases 1 to 1812 code for a protein of 603 amino acids. Gene Ontology annotation, cellular component: membrane. NCBI's taxonomy places the organism in Eukaryota, Cryptophyceae, Pyrenomonadales, Geminigeraceae.
AUGAACUCAGCGAGCAGCCGGUCCCUGAGAGGAAGCUCGCUCCGGGUCGGGAACAAAGCUCACUUCGCCUGGUCGGGCGUCAACUUCACCUUGUCCCCCAAGACCGUCGCCAAGUCUCACAAGGACCCGCGCGUGCUCAAGAAUCUCUCGGGGGUCGCGCACCCAGGGGAGGUGAUCGCUAUCAUGGGAGCGAGCGGUAGCGGCAAGACGUCGCUGCUCAACGUGCUGAGCGGGAGGAUCAUGUCGAUGAACGGGCAUGUUGUGACCUCCAAGUUCUCCAUCAACGGGAACGCGAUCCAUGCCGACCAACUCGGCCCCAACAUCGCCUACGUGACCCAGGAGGACACGCUGUGCCCGACGGCGACGCCGCGAGAGGCGCUGGAGUUCAGCGCGAGGCUGAGGCUGCCGUCCUCGGUGUCGCGAGAGGAGCGAGAGCGGAUGGUGGAGGACGUGAUUCAGAUCCUCCACCUGGAGAAGUGCGCGGACACGAUGAUAGGAAACGAGCUGAUCAAGGGCAUCUCAGGCGGCGAGAAGAGGAGAACGAGCAUCGGCGUCGAGCUCAUCACCUCCCCGUCCAUCCUCUUCCUCGACGAGCCCACCUCAGGCCUCGACUCGUACGCUGCCUUCAACGUGGUGAACGCGCUCAAGGAUCUCGCGUCUCUUGGCUGCACCGUCCUCUGCACCAUCCACCAGCCCUCCUCGGAAGUCUUCCACCUCUUCGACCGCGUCCUCCUCCUCGCUGACGGCAGGACCUUCUUCGAUGGGCGGGUCGACCACAUGGCGCAGUACCUGCUCACCUGCGGCUACCCCGUGCCGCCUGAGACGAACCCGGCGGACCACGUGAUGUUCCUGAUGCAGACGCUGGAUAAGCAGGUGCUGCAGGGUAUCAGCGACCAGUUCGAGGUCGCCAGGAAGGGCUUCAACCCCCACGCUCAGGCUCAGAGUGAGGCCGGAAGGGGAGGCAUGCCACUGCACAAACUGAAGCGAAGCCAAGCGCCAUGGACGGUUCAGUUCAUAGCGCUGGGCAAGAGAGACAUACAGAGCGUGCUACGAGACACUGGGUCACUGAAGGCGAGAUACGGCUCGACCAUCAUGCUGACUCUCAUCUUCUCUCUCAUCUUCUACAAGAUCGGAGACUCGACGGACACGCAGUCUCACUUCGGAGCUCUCGCCAACCUCGCCAUCAGCGGCAUGUUCGGAGCCUCCCAGCCUGUCAUCCUCCUCUUCCCCUCCGAGCGCCCCAGGUUUCUCCGCGAGUACGCGACGGGCACAUACGGGGCGAUCCCCUACUUCUGGUCGAAGCUCGUGACGGAGCUGCCGUUGACGUUCUCGACCAGCAUCAUCACCUUCCUUGUCGCCUACUGGCUCGAAGCCCUCAAGGGCAACUUCAUCCUCCACGUCCUCACCCUGUGGCUCAUCGGCAUGGCCGCCUCCUCCACCGCCCUCGUCGCUGGCUGCAUCGCAAGCAACGUGCAGGUGGCCAUGCAGGCGGCUCCAGCCAUCUUCGUGCCUCAGAUCUUGUUUGCGGGCUUCUUCAUCAAGAUCCAACAGAUUCCCGUGUGGAUCCGUUGGGCUCAGUACCUCUGCUCCCUUAAGUUCGGCAUCAACCUCUUCCUCCUCAACGAGUUCAACUUGGGCUGCCCCGAGAGCUCCAGCCAGCACGCCAGCUGCAUGUCCGUCAUCACGCAGAACGACAUCAAGCCCGGAGACUGGUGGGUGUAUGGCCUUGUCCUCAUCGGCAUCUUCGUCUUCUUCCGCUCCCUCGCACUCAUCCUGCUCAUGAGACGGGCCAAGGGCUUCGCGCUGGCGUAA